CCCUCCGAUCAUCAUAAUUACGGAAACUACCCUCCAUCUCUUCCUCUGAAAUCAGACGAAAACCCAAGAAAGCUCAAGCAUCUUCCUUCCCAAAACCCCUCCACAUCCCAACCGUCCAUCAGAAUGCCGAGCCGAUUUCCAGGCGCCAUGACCCAGGACUGGGACCCCGUCGUCCUGCACAAGCACAAACCCAAGAGCAACGAUCUCCGCGACCCGAAAGCCGUGAACCAUGCUCUCCGGACCGGCGGUUCAGUCCAGACAUUGAAGAAAGCCGACGCCGGUUCGAACAAGAAACCGGCAGUGGUGGUGAACGCGAGGAAGCUGGACGAGGAGACGGAGCCCGGUUCGCUGAACCGCGUGUCCACGGAAGUGAGGCAGGCGAUACAGAAAGCGAGGUUGGGGAAGAAGAUGAGCCAAGCAGAGCUGGCGAAGCUGAUAAAUGAGAGGCCGCAAGUGGUGCAGGACUACGAGAGCGGGAAGGCCGUACCGAAUCAGAUGGUCCUCGCGAAGAUGGAGAAGGUUCUGGAAGUCAAGCUGAGAGGGAAGAUGAAGUAGAUAAGAUGUAUAUGAAGGAGUGCGUAUUGUACGCCACUGUGGAUUUUAGCUGAAUGGUAUUUUUGACCUUUCUGUCCUUUUUGCCUUUUUUUUGUUGUACAUGAAGGAUUUUCAUUUUAACAGAAUGAUGCAGUUUCUGCUCUC
Messenger RNA from Magnolia sinica, 699 nucleotides. Its product is annotated as multiprotein-bridging factor 1c. The record is from RefSeq and is a predicted model, not a curated record. Gene Ontology annotation, cellular component: nucleus. The transcript has a single exon. Bases 124 to 555 code for a protein of 143 amino acids. Gene Ontology annotation, molecular function: DNA binding. NCBI's taxonomy places the organism in Eukaryota, Viridiplantae, Streptophyta, Magnoliopsida, Magnoliales, Magnoliaceae.